CACACACAUACAUCCAUACACAUAUAUACAUAAACAAACACAUAAAAAUAUAUAUACUCAUACCCAUUUGAUUAAUAAAUAUUUUAUUUCUUGGCGAAGAGAGGAAUGGGUGCAUUUGAUUAUAUCUCUAGCUUUUGUUCUUAUACAUACUCUAAUGCCAAAACCAAGCGUAAGCCAUUGCAGACGGUGGAUAUCAAGGUGAAAAUGGACUGUGAUGGUUGUGAAAGAAGAGUUAGAAACGUGGUCCGUCGCAUGAAAGGCGUGAAAACAGUGGAAGUAAACCGGAAACAGAGCCGGAUAACGGUGAACGGUCACGUGGACCCAAACAAGGUGUUGAAGAGAGUGAAGAGCACAGGGAAGAAGGCAGAGUUUUGGCCAUACAUACCUCAGCAUAUGGUCUACUACCCUUUUGACCCUGGCAUGUACGACAAACGUGCCCCCGCAGGCCACAUACGCAACCCCACACAAGCCUUUCCAGCUGCAAACACACCUGGUGAGAACUACGUUUCCCUCUUCAGUGACGACAACGUCCAAGGCGCUUGUUCCAUCAUGUGAAUUGUGCAGAACAAGAUACAUAUAUAUAAUAUGUAUUUUCUUUUUGUGUGUGUGUUGUUAUACACAUCUACUUUUUGGUUUUAUUCUCAUAAUAUGGUAAAGCUAAUGCAGAGAUUAUGUAAUAAAAUUAUAGAGACAAUUUUUGAACGG
Molecule: messenger RNA, 705 nt
Organism: Eruca vesicaria subsp. sativa (arugula)
Lineage: Eukaryota; Viridiplantae; Streptophyta; Magnoliopsida; Brassicales; Brassicaceae
Source: the annotation of a GenBank genome assembly